AUGAGAUUGGUCGUUCUGUUCUUUUUCCUCACCACACUUGUACCCAUUACAAUAUGCGCCAGUUCCAAGUUCGUACUCAGCGCCGAAGCCAAACAGAAUAUUCGAAAAAUCACAAGAAGACAGAACACCAUCGUCCAGAAUCUCUGCGGACGGAUACCGGACCCAAGCACUAAGUAUCGACUACUGAUUGAUGACGGGAAAUCAGCACGCCCUGGACAGUUUCCGUGGUCCGUGGGGUUUGUUGUGUAAGUUUUAUGUUCUAUAUGAUAUUUGGCUUCUAUGAACAUUAUGAAAAGGUUUUCGGAUAGUUUCAAAAAUCGUGUUUAUUAUGAAAAAUUUUGACAAAAAAUUGUUUUCAGAGGAAUAUUCAACCACGAAAAGUGUAGUGGAACGUUAAUUUCUGACCGCCAUAUAAUUACUGCAGCCCAUUGUUUCUACUCGUACUCUGAUAUCAACCUGCCUUGCAAGUAAGUGCAAUUUACAUCUGCUUUUUAAGCUUCUUUAACUAUACCUCCACAACAUCAAUAUCAAAAUUGAGCAUUUAUACUUUUUAAAUGAAAAUCUAGUUUUUUUUUACCUCCAUGCCAAUCUUUAAAACAACUAAAACUAUUUUCAACAUUUCAGAGGUCCAAAAGAAAAGUCGGUCAAAGAUCUUUCAGUCAACAUUGCCGGAGUUUGUCUCCGCGACGGCACAAAGUGUAGCGACGCUGACGGAAUCAGACGGAAAAUCAAACAUUUUGCUGCUCUCGACUCCUUCAACAGUGACAAGUGCGUAAAAGGCAAUGAUUUGGCAAUUGCUGAACUUGAUCGACCAGUACAGCUCACAAAACACGUGCUGCCCGCUUGCUUACCCACACAGGAUCAGAAAAUUGUCAAGAAUCCGGAUUACAAGUUCUAUAGCACUGGAUUCGGGAGGAAGACUAGCGAGUCAUUUGCAUCAAGUUUGUACUAUUUUGCGUCCAAAAUUGUCAAGUACUUUACACCUGAUAUUAUUUCGGCCAAAUCAACGGACCAAAAGGCGAGGAUAUGCGGGGUAAGAAGCAAUCUUUGAACUGGUCUACUAUAAUAUAAACCCAAAAAUAUAGUAAUAACUCUAAUAAACUAGAAAAAAACAUGUUAACAACUUUCAGGGUGACAGUGGUGGUGGUAUGUUGGCCAGAAAGAACCACGGACCUUUUUACGUGCUUGGAAUUCACUCAUUUGCCAAGGAGUGCGCACCUGACGAUGAUGACAUUGAAUACAUGAGUACUCUCGUCCAGAAUCACACCGUACAAAUCUGCAAACUCACCGGAAUAUGUCCCUCCUAUGCUCCAGAUCAAUAA
Bursaphelenchus okinawaensis is the source of this 1322-nucleotide messenger RNA. Lineage: Eukaryota; Metazoa; Nematoda; Chromadorea; Rhabditida; Aphelenchoididae. The record is from the annotation of a GenBank genome assembly.